Morus notabilis is the source of this 1167-nucleotide messenger RNA. RefSeq lists its product as uncharacterized. Bases 21 to 737 code for a protein of 238 amino acids. Gene Ontology annotation, cellular component: chloroplast. The transcript is spliced from 6 exons. NCBI's taxonomy places the organism in Eukaryota, Viridiplantae, Streptophyta, Magnoliopsida, Rosales, Moraceae. The record is from RefSeq and is a predicted model, not a curated record.
UUGAGCAGAAAGCAUCAACGAUGGUGCCGCCAUCUGGACACCGCCUUAUCUCGAGACCGGCCUCCCCUUUCCCCGCCUUCUCCUCCUUGCCUUCAAAUUCAAAUCCACCGCCUCUCUUCCCCAAAGAACACCAUCAUCGUCUUCAACCUCCCAUCGCCAUUUCUCGCAGAGACCUUGCAUCGCUCUCCUUCCUCUCUCUCUUUCCUUCUCUCUUCCGACCAGCACCUGCGACCGCAUUCUCCAUCGGAAUUUCAGGACCGAAGGAUUGGCUGAAGGAGCAGAAGAAGAAGGCCUCCAAGUUUCUCUUGGCCCCAAUCGAUGCCUCGCGCCAGAGUCUUCACACCGCUUAUCUCUUACUCACGACUAAGGAUUCCGAUUAUUCAAACAAGGAUAUGGAGGAAAUUCAGAAUCUGUUGAGAUCUGCCGCCAGAGAUUGCGUUCCAGGAGAGAGGAAUUCGUUCGUCGCAUUUCAAGCCAAUACCGGAGUCGAGGUUUGCACAUUUCGGCUGAUUGUGAAGAAUGCGUCCUCAUUGCUUCAAAAUAAGGAUCCUGUCAAGUUGCAGGCUGAAGCUAUAUUAAAUUAUCUUAUAAGAUCUUUCACUUCGUUACAAGAUGUGGCAAAUCAAGCUGACAUUAAACUUCCAUCCGAAAGACAGAGGAUAGCAGAUUCACUCAUGGCUACCAUCUCUUCCCUCGAUAAGUUUGAGCAGGGAAUCAAGGACUGUCUUGAAGUUUGACCUUGACCUAUGUAUUUUUUCUCAUGCAAAUGUGUAUAUUAUGCUGAAAUUCAGUUGGUGCUCUAUGUUCCUCAACCUCAUCAUUCAUCAUCUUGAUAAGUAAUAUUUCACCUCUAUUUUGUGUUCUUCGCCUUCAUUAUUCUUGACUUCCAUUGCUUGGUUUUUCUGUUACAUUUUGGGGGGGUUUUUUUUUUUUGAAUGGUUUUAUCUACCACAUGAGCUAAAUCCCAUAAUCUUGAAAGAGAUUCUGGUGUAUUAAUAUUCUUUUAAGGAGCAGCAGCAGCAGAUCAAGAAAAUAGAUUAAUUUUCUAUUCAGCUAUAAGAAUUCCCAAAGUAGGGAAAUUAAAAGAAAAAAAAAAUUGUAUCAGUUACUUAUGAACCGUAUCUGUCUUGUUAUGAAAGUCAAAACUUAAACUUAGGCCUUUUAAAC